CACGAUAAGAGAUUAUAGCAAAGCAUCUACAAUCCACUCGGUUUAAGAAGUUUUGACCUUCUGGUUGGACUUCUUGCCACAACAGAACAGCACCAUAACCAUGGCCUUCUUCUCCCGACUGGAUCUCCAGGAGGGUCUCCAAACCCUCUCUGUUUUGCAAUGGAUCCCAGUCUAUAUAUUUUUAGGAGCUAUUCCCAUUCUCCUUAUACCCUACUUUCUGCUGUUCAGUAAGUUCUGGUCCUUGGCUGUGCUCUCCUUAACCUGGCUUGCCUAUGACUGGAACACCCACAGUCAAGGUGGCAGGCGUUCAGCUUGGGUACGAAACUGGACCCUCUGGAAGUAUUUCCAAAAUUACUUCCCAAUAAAGCUGGUGAAGACUCAUGACAUCAUUGCCAAUCACCCCCAUGGCGUUCUCUCUCUCGGUGUCUUCAUCAACUUUGCCACUGAGGCCACUGGCAUUGCUCGGAUUUUCCCAUCCAUCACUCCCUUUGUAGGGACCUUGGAAGGGAUAUUUUGGAUCCCAAUUGUGCGAGAAUAUGUGAUGUCAAUGGGUGUGUGCCCCGUGAGUAGGUCAGCCUUGAAGUACUUGCUGACCCAGAAAGGCUCGGGCAAUGCCGUGGUUGUUGUGGUGGGUGGAGCUACUGAAGCUCUCUUGUGCCGGCCAGGAACCUCCACUCUCUUCCUCAAGCAGCGUAAAGGUUUUGUGAAGUUGGCACUGAAGACGGGGGCAUACCUUGUCCCUUCCUAUUCCUUUGGUGAGAAUGAGGUUUUCAAUCAGGAGACCUUCCCUGAGGGCACGUGGCUAAGGUUCUUCCAAAAAACCUUACAGGACACAGUCAAAAAAAUCUUGGGACUAAAUUUCUGUACCUUCCAUGGCCGGGGCUUCACUCGUGGAUCCUGGGGCUUCCUGCCUUUCAAUCGGCCCAUUACUACUGUUGUUGGGGAGCCUCUGCCAAUUCCCAAGAUUGAGAGGCCAAACCAGAAGACAGUGGACAAGUAUCAUGCACUCUACAUCAGUGCCCUGCGCAAGCUCUUUGACCAACACAAAGUCGAAUAUGGCCUCCCCGAGACCCAAGAGCUGACAAUUAUAUAGCAGGAUCCACAUUCCCCAUUAAUAAACCCCUAAAGCCAUGGGAUCCAAGAAGAGCCAUGGGAAAAGAAGAAUUCGGGGAGAGGGAAGGAUUGUAAGGAUGAGAGAGCUUACAUCCUAUUUCUAGAACUCUCAUUUAUUAAAUAAUUUCUGGCUUGGAAAUUAUUAGUUCUAGCAAUACAGUCCUCUCCCAAGUGGCUAAGGCAGGCUUAGGAGAAAACCAGAGGGGCAGUGGAGGACUGGGGAGGGCUGGUCAGCCAGAGAAGUUGGCUCUAUCACCACUGGUUAUUCUAGGGCAAUGACCCAGUUUGGGAGUUUUAUGAAUCACUCCAGCCAACUCUCUGAUCACAAGAAUACUG
Cebus imitator (Panamanian white-faced capuchin) is the source of this 1449-nucleotide messenger RNA. RefSeq names its product diacylglycerol O-acyltransferase 2 like 6 (gene DGAT2L6). The record is from RefSeq and is a predicted model, not a curated record. Gene Ontology annotation, biological process: lipid metabolic process. Gene Ontology annotation, cellular component: endoplasmic reticulum membrane. Lineage: Eukaryota; Metazoa; Chordata; Mammalia; Primates; Cebidae. The transcript has 7 exons. The coding region runs from base 101 to 1093 and encodes 330 amino acids.